This is a messenger RNA of Aspergillus homomorphus CBS 101889, 1556 nucleotides long. Its product is annotated as cobalamin-independent methionine synthase II family protein. The transcript is spliced from 4 exons. Gene Ontology annotation, molecular function: zinc ion binding; 5-methyltetrahydropteroyltriglutamate-homocysteine S-methyltransferase activity. Lineage: Eukaryota; Fungi; Ascomycota; Eurotiomycetes; Eurotiales; Aspergillaceae. The record is from RefSeq and is a predicted model, not a curated record. The coding region runs from base 260 to 1468 and encodes 402 amino acids.
AAACAAAGUAUAGCCGACAGAAAGGGACCGACAGGAGCCGGGGAUCUAGGACUCUGGUGGAGAGACUUGGACAGGGCCAGUGGGGCGCAAGCUGAACAGAUGGUUCCUCCUGCUCCGGACUUCGGCCUCUCAGUCUCGCCUUGAAAAGAGUUGUGUGCCCCUCACUCUUCUCUUUGUCCCUUCACCUACGCCUCUUGACUGUUGUUACUUUCGUGUCUUCGUUGCCCUGCUCUAAUUCCUGGAUUUUCCUUGCAACACAAUGGCCCCUCAACUCCACCGCAAUCCCCCUUUUCGUGCUGAGCACCUGGGUUCUUUACUCCGAACAGAUGAUCUCUUGAAGACCAAAAUUGCUUUCGAGAAGGGCGAAGCCUCCAAGGCUGAGCUGGAUGCCAUUGAGAACAAAGACAUCAAGGAUGUCGCGGAAACGCAGAAGAAACUAGGCUAUGCUGCCAUCUCUGACGGAGAGUACCGCAGACACAUGUUCUGGGGUACUUUCUUCCCUGGCUUAGAAGGAUUCGACGAAGUGACUGAGUUCGACGCUGAUAUUUUCCGUCCGUAUGCGCCUGAUGUCGCUGCUUUCCUUGAGGCCGGCCACAAGCCCGGAGAGACCGUCCUGUGCACCGGCAAGAUCAAGCACGUUGGCAGCACCUAUGUCGAUGAGUUCAAGUACCUGGCCAGCGUAGUUCCUGCCGACGAAGUCAAGAACUUGAAGAUCACCCUCGCUGCUCCCAACUGGUACCACUUGCGGUACAAGGAGGGCAAGGCCUACCCCAAGGAUGUCUACAGUUCUGAUGAGGAAUACUUUGGCGACAUCGCCAAGGCCGUCCAGGCUGAGCUGCAGAUCCUGUAUGACGCUGGUUGCAGAAAUGUUCAGUUCGACGACCCCAACCUGGCUUACUUCUGUUCCGAGAAGAUGCUCGCUGGCUGGAAGGAAGAUCCCCUGAACGUGCGCUCCGCUGAUGAGACCUUCGAGCAGUACAUCAAGCUGUACAACGACUGUGUCGCCAAGCGUCCCGCUGACAUGCACAUCGGUGUCCACCUUUGCCGUGGUAACUUCGUCGGCAGCCGUCACUUCUCCGAGGGUGGCUAUGACCGCAUCGCCACCAAGCUCUUCAAGGAGCUCAACAUUGACACCUACUACCUCGAGUAUGACACACCCCGUGCCGGUGGCUUCGAGCCCCUGAAGGAGCUCCCCACCCACAAGAACGUGAUCCUGGGUGUCGUGACCAGCAAGUUCGCCAAGCUCGAAGACAAGGAGGAGAUGAAGAAGCGCGUGUACGAUGCUGCCAAGUUCAUCGCCGAAGGCAACAAGAUCUCCCUGGAGCAGGCCCUCAAUCAGGUCGGCGUCAGCCCUCAGUGCGGCUUCGCCAGUCACAGAGAGGGCAACGCCAUCGACCGCGACGGUAUGAUCGCCAAGCUGAAGCUUGUCCGUGAGAUCGCCGACGACAUCUGGCCCGGUCAGCUGUAAAUAAACCAAAAGCAACCCUCAACCCAACCAGGAGUCCUUUACACAAAAGAAGGCUCCGACUCCAGUCGAUUUCAACAAUGAGCGUGGA